This is a messenger RNA of Sphaeramia orbicularis (orbiculate cardinalfish), 5267 nucleotides long. RefSeq names its product glycogen synthase kinase 3 beta, genome duplicate a (gene gsk3ba). NCBI's taxonomy places the organism in Eukaryota, Metazoa, Chordata, Actinopteri, Kurtiformes, Apogonidae. The transcript has 11 exons. Gene Ontology annotation, cellular component: cytoplasm; beta-catenin destruction complex; nucleus. Gene Ontology annotation, biological process: negative regulation of canonical Wnt signaling pathway; peptidyl-threonine phosphorylation; negative regulation of TOR signaling. The coding region runs from base 793 to 2070 and encodes 425 amino acids. Gene Ontology annotation, molecular function: ATP binding; beta-catenin binding; tau-protein kinase activity. The record is from RefSeq and is a predicted model, not a curated record.
UGGCGUAGGAGACGUGCGUAGCGACAAAGACAGCGAGCCCGAAACCUAUGGGGAAGGAAUAAAAAAAGAAAUUCAGUAUCGUCGCACUCUGUACUUUAAGACCAUCGUUUUUGGAGGAGCUCGCUGCCCCAGGUGUCAGUGCUAGAACCGAAUUUUGACGGCGGCGAGGGCAGAUUUGGACCAGCGUAGAGUCACUGAAAUCGUGGAAGCAGACUGUGGCAGCUGGCAGAUUUUCCGUUGGACGUUUCUGUAGGCUAGGGUAUAGCGAGGGAGCCGCCAUGGCAGUCGGAUCAUUGAGCCUCCACAUCGGGAUAUGAAGAGGAACUGCAUGUGUCCCGAAUCGACAAGAAAAGCCCGCAUUUUCCUGUGAUCCACCGGAUCAGCACUCAUACCAUCUGAUCUAAACACGUCUUCGCUUUUUGUUCCAUCGAAUCCUCAUCCAGAAAGAAAUCGCAAUUGGUUUUAAUCGGGGGGCCACAGGGAGAGGCCAGAUUCAUGACUAUUUUAGUCGGAGACGUGUCUUCAAAGGCCCGUUGAAAGAAAACAGGGACUAUCAGGUAGAAAGGAUGCUCUGAGUGACUGUAGAUGGGAAAGAGCUUUAUUAGGAGAAACCAACUCGUGUGAAGGAUCGUGGGACAAAUCGUGGGAUCGCUUUCUGCCUGGCUUCCUGGUGAAUUAUAGUAUUAUUCAUUUACUGUCAUCCUUUUUGGAUGAGAAGGUUCGGCGAAUCGAACAGCCCUGCCGUUUAGCAAGUCAUAGUCUCCGAGGCGAGAGAAUCUAAGGGAUCGGAUCAUGUCGGGUCGGCCCAGGACCACAUCCUUCGCGGAGAGCUGCAAACCAGUGCCGCAGCCCUCGGCUUUCGGCAGCAUGAAAGUCAGCAGAGAUAAAGAUGGCAGCAAGGUAACGACAGUUGUUGCCACUCCAGGCCAAGGCCCUGACCGGCCACAGGAGGUGAGCUACACGGACACUAAAGUCAUCGGAAACGGCUCCUUCGGCGUCGUCUACCAGGCCAAGCUCUGCGACUCUGGGGAGCUGGUGGCCAUAAAGAAGGUUCUGCAAGACAAGAGGUUUAAGAACCGUGAACUGCAGAUCAUGAGGAAGUUGGAUCACUGCAACAUAGUCCGCCUGCGCUACUUCUUCUAUUCCAGUGGAGACAAGAAAGAUGAAGUCUAUCUGAAUUUGGUUCUGGACUACGUUCCUGAGACUGUGUACAGAGUGGCCAGACACUACAGCCGAGCCAAACAGACCCUGCCUAUGGUUUAUGUUAAGUUGUAUAUGUACCAGCUGUUCAGGAGCCUGGCCUACAUCCACUCGUUUGGGAUCUGCCAUCGGGACAUCAAACCCCAGAAUCUGCUGCUGGAUCCAGAGACGGCUGUGCUCAAACUCUGUGACUUUGGCAGUGCUAAGCAGCUGGUCCGUGGAGAGCCUAACGUGUCCUACAUCUGCUCUCGCUACUAUCGGGCUCCUGAGCUCAUCUUUGGUGCCACCGACUACACUUCCAGCAUAGAUGUGUGGUCAGCCGGCUGUGUGCUGGCAGAGCUGUUGCUAGGACAACCAAUCUUCCCCGGUGACAGCGGAGUGGAUCAGUUGGUUGAAAUUAUAAAGGUUCUUGGCACCCCGACUCGAGAGCAGAUCCGUGAGAUGAACCCCAACUACACCGAGUUCAAGUUCCCCCAGAUCAAGGCACAUCCUUGGACUAAGGUGAGUCAACAGGUGUUCCGGCCGCGUACGCCUCCAGAGGCCAUCGCCCUGUGCUCCCGCCUGCUGGAGUACACGCCCACAGCCCGCCUCACCCCACUAGAGGCCUGCGCACACUCAUUCUUCGAUGAACUGCGUGACCCUAAUGUCAAACUGCCCAAUGGGAGAGAGAAGCCCUCCCUCUUCAAUUUUACCACCCAAGAAUUAUCCAGUAAUCCCUCUUUGGCCUCCAUACUCAUCCCUGCCCAUGCUCGCAGCCAGGCCACCACCUCUACCCCAACCAACGCCUCUGCCACCACAGAUGGCAGCAGCACAGAGCGAGGUCCCAGCACCACCACCGCCUCUGCCUCAGCCUCCAACUCCACCUCCUGAGCCCACAGACCACCCGCCCCUCCCCGGUCUCAGCCCCAGCCCACGGCCUCUCCAUUGCCCCGGUCAGGGGGCUGAGCUCUGCCCUGCUCUACUCCCUGACAGCAGCGGAGCGAUGCUGACGCAGUCUGGGUUCAACAGCUAGCCAACAGCCCCGUGCCACAACCACAAACCGCCCCCACCUGCCUUUCUUAUCCCCGACCGGUCCCCCCCAUCCAGCUGUUCGAACUCUUCUUCAUCCUCCGUCAAAAAUGUCCUUCCGUGCCCUUUCAACAGGGAAGCAAAGCGCAGGGCCAGAGGUGUCGUCGGCUGUACUAAAGAUUCAAGUACACUGUACAUGUAUACACAAUGCUAGCCUGCUAAUGUUUGUAAGAGGACAAUCUGUAGAAAAAAAGUCCUAAGCUGUUACCCAUGGCCCUUCCCUUAUGGUGUUCAAUUUUUCUGCAUCCUCAUCCUUUGACCUCUGACCUCUGUGUACCCUGGCCGAGCCCCCUACUCGCCCCUUUCUUGGUUCCUCCUGUAGUGCAUGGCCUGAGUAUGGUUAGGAUCACCCGUUGGGUCAACCCACCCGUUCACUUUUUCCACCUCCACUUUCCGCAGACAAGGCAUGAGGCUCACGCACGCGUAUACACAUUCAUAAACACAGUCACACACCUGGAUGCAUGAUGAUCCUGAUGUAUGUGGAAAGAAGCAGUCCACUCGCGGGAGUAAAGUUUGGACACUUUUUUUUUUUUUUUUUUUUUUUUUUUUUUUGAUUGCCUGGGGUUGUUUUUAAAUGGUAAGCAAACUGUUUUUAUUUUAUCUUAUUUUUAUUUUUUGUAUUCCUGGGCAGAUUUGGAUUGCCAUGUGAGAUGGAUGUGACAUGUAUCUGGUCCUGUGUGCUUGUAUAAUAUAUACAUACAAUACAAAACAAACAUGCAUACAUAACACAGUUUAUAUAUUACUUUUCCUUAUGUAUAAAAAGUAUAUAUAGAUAUAUGUAUAUUAACUACAAUGGUUCAGAAAUCAUUUAUGGUGAGCUCAUAUCUGGCAGAGCAGUGGCAAUAUUUGCUGCUGCCUAAUGACAAUAGAAUUAGAUAAGGUGGUGUUUUGUUUCUUUGGUUUUGCUGGAGUGUGGUUAGAUUCCAGCAUUCACUUCCUGGUUCUCUUGCGUUGUCUGUAUUUAAGGCUGUAGAUGGAUUUAGGGCAUUGCUCUAUUCCUUGUCUUUGUACUGACUCUGUAACAGUGUUUUCUGUGACAGUGCAGCGUCCUGACAAAAAAAAAAAAAAACAACAAAAACUAAAAACAAAAACAUCUUCCAUGCUUCCCCCACCUCUUCCUCUCAUCAUGAUCUUCCUCUCUGUCUGUCUCCGUGAAGAACCGAAGAUGUUUCUUAACUUUUCUUUUCCUUGAAUCUCCGACAAGUCUCCGGCGGCGGUCUUCGGCGAGAGGCACAGCAGUCUCCAGACACCGCCGACCACUGUCUCUCGUUCGUCAUGACCACUGACUGAAGUGUUAGCCUAGCUUUCUUUCUUUCUUUCUUUCUUUCUUUCUUUCUUUCUUUCUUUCUGUCUUUCUUUCUUUCUUUCUUUCUUUCUGCUCCACCUGCCGCACAUAGAGCCACUCGGUACAGUCCGUCUUAUUUACAGAGAAUACUCACUACAUUUAAAAGAAAAAAAAAAAAAAAAAAGAGAGAAAAGCUGAAUUUGUAUAUACAGUAUAAAUGCUCCUCACCAAAAUUCUGACUUGUAUGUUUUUUUUAUGUUGUUAUGUUGAUUAUUUUUUCCAUGUUGUGUUCAAGGUAUGUAUAUAUGCAGACCCAUGUACUGUUUAUGAGCAAAAACAAAGAUGACAAAGGGUAGGGAAAGAAAUGAAAAAAAGAUUAAAAAAAAAAAACAAUCAGGGCAAAACUGAUGUUGCUUAUGGAUACUGUAGAUGAUGAUGAUGAUAAUGAUGAUGAUCAGCUUUAUCCAGCCAUAUGUUCAAUCUUACCUGUACAGUACAGUAGAAGACAGCUGUAUUAUUGUAACAAGAACUAGUCAUGUAUAGUGUAACUAUAGUUUGGAGUGCCUUUGCUUUCAUACACCUUCGCCUUGUUCAUCACCCCCACCCCACCCUACCCCACCCUCUUCACCCUUGUAUUGUGACUCUCCCUUUGGUGCUGUUGAAUGUCCUGCUUUCCUGCAACACACACAUACACACACUUACACACACACACUGACAUCGCACUGUUGCACCUGAUUUUCUGACCCCUCCACUCACACGUUGUUUCCCUUUCGUCAUUGCACAUUAAAUGUAAUAUACAGACAUUGUUAAUUAUAAGGAUAUUCUCCUUAGCUGAAGAUACAGUAGACAAGUGUUUAUUUUAAUAGAUGUUAAAGGUUUUAUCUUGGACACACAUGCACGCACAAAACAUGUAUACCACAGUCCUGGCACAGGCUCCGGGGCAUGAAGUGGCCGGGGUGUUUGGGGUGGGGUGGGAGUGUUAUAUGGAUGGCAGCAGGGGUUAAAAAAGGCCUCUUAUACUGUAUAUAAAAUACAGUACAGUUUCUGUAUUACUCACAGUGUUGGUUCUGUUACCAAAGCCAAACUAUGAUGUAGUUGUGAUGAGCCAUCCUCAGAGGCAAUAAUGUAUUCUGUCUCUCUCUGGUUAUUCUGUUGUUUCUUGUCCUCUUGCUUGUUCUCCUCCCCGUCUGUGUAUCCGGGGGGAAUUCAGUAGCACCUAAGGGGUCGAGUCAUGUAGCCUUUCUCCUGUCUCCUGCUUGCUGUAAUUUUGCAUUCAUGAACGUGUUGCUAUCCUCCACCAGAACGUUUGACCACUUCACCCUACCCCUGAUUCCAGUUCAAUAAAACCACCACAAAGGUUACCAAAAAAGAAGAAAAGCACGGACAUAUGCUGGUAAAAUAUGCUAGUAAAAAUUGAUUGUACUUGCAUAUAUACUAGUAUAACCUGCUAACUGAGUUUUACUGGGGUUAAAGAAAAGAAAAAUCAUAGAAAAUACUACAAAAACAUCCUGUAUAACAGUACUACUACUUGAAUGCCUCUGUUUGUGACUGAAAUUUUUAUUUCUUUUUUGUUUUGUUUUGUUUUGUUUUUCUUUUGUUCUGUGAAGGUAUGCUAAAUGUGCGCCUCUGUAAAUAUUCCCUCUGCGUGCUCUGAGGAAUAGUUCCCUGGUACUGUAAUUUGCAUUAAAUAAAGAGUAGGAUAGCCUGGAAAUGA